Molecule: messenger RNA, 1210 nt
Organism: Agrilus planipennis (emerald ash borer)
Lineage: Eukaryota; Metazoa; Arthropoda; Insecta; Coleoptera; Buprestidae
Exons: 5
Coding region: 301-1140 (279 amino acids)
Source: RefSeq, a predicted model, not a curated record
CGCUUGUAGUGCGUCGCGGUCAACUCUUCAGCAACACCAGGAUCCGAAGGAGUAGGAAGGAAGGAGGAAACGAGUUGCAUUGAAGAUAUAAAAUCCUGCACGCUUUUCUGCAUUCUUCAUUCACAAACAUCACUCGGUCAUGAUUCUUCAAUAGUCCUUACAAGCUCGGCAUAUAGUACCUACAUUUGUUGUGGACCUGUGCUUUGUGCAAAAAGUUAUUUGUCACCUGUUUUAAUUUUUAUAAGGAUUUAUUUCUGUUACGAAUUGCGAAAAAGAGGUUCUCCAGUGAUCACCAGCAAAAUGCAUAUAAAAGUGAUUUGUACUGUGAUUCUAUUGAGUGCUAUCGUUCACGGUGGACCAGCUAUUGGAGAAUCCGUCAAACCAGUGGAAAAUUUGGUCCAUCCGAAUGGUUAUCAUACGGUAGAAGAGUCUUUGAUGAAGAAACUUAACACAAAAUGUAUCGACCGCGAUAUCAGUUCUUGUAUGAUGUUAAAGCUGGUAACGUAUGUUAACCGAUUUUUAAAAAAAUCAACAAUUGAAAUCGGAGACGUAGAAAUCAAGCAAACAUCGGUCGAAAUGGAAACGGAAGAAUCUGGAAGAAGCUUGGAUGUAGACAAGAUGCCAGAAGAUGCUCAACUUUAUGAAGUAAUUGCCAACAAGUUUGCCAACUUUGUACGAACAAGGUCCCUCAAAUGGAAGGUUACCGAGGAUACCGAUGUUGUCGUUUCCACGAAUACCAAGAAUGAUGGAUCCCUUAAUUUGGAGUUGUCGUUGAAACCAAGCGAGGGAAUUGAAGGCGAGGCAAGAAAGAAGAAGAACCAAGGCUUGGGAGCUAUUCUUGCCUUAGCUGCUUUAAAAAUUGGUCUUCUCAAAGGAUUAGCCCUCAAAGCUCUAGCACUCUUGGUUGGAAAGGCACUAUUAGUCAGCAAGCUUGCGUUGGUCCUUGCGGCAGUAAUAGGUUUGAAAAAAUUGUUCCACCAAGAGAAGCACGUAACCUACGAGGUGGUGGCUCAUCCUCAUCACGAACACCAUGAACACCACGAAGUUAGUGGUGGUGCUUACGAGCACGGUGGUCACUCAUGGGGAAGGAAUUUCAAUGCCGCUGAACUUGCCUACAGGGCUCACAAACCGUCUCAUUAAAAGACGCCAUAAAGCAAUGCGCCGCAUCGGCGAUUAUCGUUAAUUCCAUUAUUUAUUUAAUUUAUUACUU